UGUCUAAACAGGAAUACAUUCUGAUGAGAAAGAAGUAACAUGGAGCAACACUGGCUGACAGUUUGUGCACUGAUUUUAGCAUUCAGUGCAUUUAUGCACCAUGGAAUAGCUUUUACUGCAAAAGGAAAAGCCAAGCCAGGAGUGUGUCCUUAUGGACAAUUCGGAACGUGUCGUGGAAUAUGCUACACUGACAGUGACUGUCCCAAUGAUGAGAAAUGCUGCCCCAAUGAAUGUGGACAUGAGUGCAUUGCACCAUACAAAGUGAAGCCGGGUAUCUGUCCCGCUCCCGAUGGAAUCACUGUGUGUGCAUUUUUGUGCUAUCAUGAUGGACAGUGUCCAGGACACCAGAAGUGCUGCGUGACGUCUUGUGGCUUCGAUUGCCGCGAUCUACUCUUUGAAAGAAGUAACAUGGAGCAACACUGGCUGACACUUUGUGCAUUGAUUUUAGCACUCGGUGCAUUUAUGCACCAUGGAAUAGCUUUUACUGCAGAAGCAGACGCCAAGCCAGGAGUGUGUUCUCAUAUACAAAUAGAACCGUGUGGUGAAUUCUGCUCCACUGACUGGAACUGUCCCGAUGAUAUGAAGUGCUGCUCCAAUGGAUGUGGACAUGUGUGCACUGCACCAUACAAAGCCAAGCCAGGAAGGUGUCCUUAUGGACAAUUCGGAACGUGUCGUGGAAUAUGCUACACUGACAGUGACUGUCCCGAUGAUGAGAAAUGCUGCCCCAAUGAAUGUGGACAUGAGUGCAUUGCACCAUACAAAGUGAAGCCGGGUCUCUGUCCCGCUCCCGAUGGAAUCACUGUGUGUGCUUUUUUGUGCCAUCAUGAUGGACAGUGUCCAAGAGACCAGAAGUGCUGCAAGACGUCUUGUGGCUUCGAUUGCCGCGAUCCACUCUUUGAAAACUAGGCUACAAAAACGGAAACGUAUCAUAGUGUCACUUCUUCCUUUACAAGUUUUAAUUCAUGGAAGCAGUUUGGUAAAAUAUUUGAUCACGAUUUUCACAAAGUGAAAAUAUUUGGGGCAGACAAUAAAUUGUUCUCCAUUAAUAUUGUUAUGAUGGCAUUUUAUGUGCCUGUACUUUAAAUACUUACCACAAAAGAAAUUACUCUAAAUAUGGAACUAUAAAAUAACCUGCAGGAUGGAUAUAACUGGCAGUGUACCAUUCAGUCUGUAGACCUAAAGAUUGUUGAUUAGUUUAACGCUUGACUUUGAUUCGAAUACAGUUUUGGUCCGUAUUCCUGUUACACUAUUGACAGUGUAUAAUCUAAAUGGAUGAAAACAUGCUGUACUUGUUCAUCAGAUGCUUGUUGCCGAGGACCAAUUUGUGCUUCAACCAAUAAACAUGUUUACAGAACAUAGAUAUGUCUCAAAUAUUUAUCACUGUGCUGUUUUUUUUUAGUCUAAAAGUUGCUAUUAAGGUUUUUUUAGGCUAUCUUGGUGGGAAAAAUAAGUGAAAUAUGCCAAAUGGAUAAUGCUUACUGGCAGAAAACAAGACUACUUAAAGAAGUGGCCAUGAGCGUUUGUUGCUCAAAGAGAGGUCUGUGUGACAUAGCCGGUUAUGUCACACAGACCUGUGUGAUCUGUUCUCUGGCUGUGCAUAUCCUGCACGGUGAGAUAACAUAGUUUGCAGUGAACAAGAUGUGACCAAAUACAUGGAAUGAGACUUUGCUUUUAUUUUUGUUCCAUAUUGUUGCCAGACGUGCAGGGGUGAGAUGACCGGCCAAACAGAAAGCUUUGGGUAUGUUUUUCUCAGAGUUUUCCAGAAGUGGGGCCAAGUAUGUUUUCACAAAACUGUGGCCACUCACUGGGAAGUAAUACAGCUUCAGCUCUG
Messenger RNA from Pungitius pungitius (ninespine stickleback), 1831 nucleotides. Its product is annotated as whey acidic protein-like. Gene Ontology annotation, molecular function: serine-type endopeptidase inhibitor activity. The transcript is spliced from 7 exons. Gene Ontology annotation, cellular component: extracellular region. The coding region runs from base 40 to 906 and encodes 288 amino acids. The record is from RefSeq and is a predicted model, not a curated record. NCBI's taxonomy places the organism in Eukaryota, Metazoa, Chordata, Actinopteri, Perciformes, Gasterosteidae.